Molecule: messenger RNA, 1032 nt
Organism: Schizophyllum commune H4-8
Lineage: Eukaryota; Fungi; Basidiomycota; Agaricomycetes; Agaricales; Schizophyllaceae
Product: ricin B lectin
Exons: 3
Coding region: 1-918 (305 amino acids)
Source: RefSeq, a predicted model, not a curated record
AUGUUCUCCAUCGCUGUUUUCGCCCUUCUCCCGGCCGUACUUGCGAAGCCGCUCCCUCGUCAGUCGACGUCGACGCCGAUGUCGACCGGAGCCGUCUAUAUUCACCCCAAUGGCAACACCAACUUCUGCCUCGGUGCCACCGGCACGGGCAACGGCGCGCCCGUCGACAUCUUCGACUGCUCAACCAAGACGGCGAGCAGCCCGGCAUGGGUUCUCAAUCCUGACCGCCAGCGCUUCCAGCUGGACGGUACCCAGAUGUGCCUCGAUGCCGGAGUUAACAUCGGCGACGGUGUCUCCAUGAAGAUUUGGCAGUGCUACGACAACCUGCCUCAGCAGCAGUGGACAUACAACAACGACGACCAACACUUCUCGGUCAGCAGUGGCGCGGAGUGCCUCGACCUUCGCGACGGCGUCGUCGCCAACGGCACGCCUGCCCAGACAUGGGAGUGCAGCGCCCCUAACACGAACCAGAAGUGGACGACGAGCGCGUCGUCCAGCAACACCACGACGCCUACGCCUCCCUCGACCACUGGCCAGGUAUUGCACCCUAACGGGAACACUGCGAAGUGCCUUGACGUGAAGGGCGAUGUCGCGAACGGCACUCCGGUCGACAUCAGCGAUUGCGACGGCGCCAGCGACCAGAAGUGGGUCCUGUCGCGCGGAACCACCUCCGUCAAAGUCGCGGGCACGAACUUCUGCCUUGACGCCGGUGAAAACAUUGGCAACCGUGUGGGCAUGAAGCUCUGGCAGUGCUACGAUGGUCUUGCCCAGCAGACCUGGUACUACACCGACGACAACCGUAUCGCCGUCGAGGGUCGCGGCCAGUGCCUCGACCUCACCGGCGGCGUUCUCGACAACGGCAACGUCGUCCAGACAUGGGUGUGCACCGACGGUAACACCAACCAGAUCUGGAACUGAGCCGGGAGUCGAUCAGGAGCUUCAGGGAUUUUGGGGAAACAACGCAUUCAUGUAACUCUGGCAUAGCAUACAAACACAACUCGCAUACCGCAUCCAAUUCAUCCAUUCUUGGAC